AUGGACCGCGGCGACGAUCCAGGCGACAAGGCGUUCCUUUACGGUCUGCACUUCCUCGUUGCGACGGACGACGAACUGAGUGCUGACCUCUCUGUCGUGUGCGACUUACUCAACGAAUCCUCGUCGUCCGAUGGGCCGUCGACUCUUGCCAUCGCAGAUUGUGUCGGCGGCGGUGCCUAA
Aphanomyces invadans is the source of this 180-nucleotide messenger RNA. RefSeq lists its product as hypothetical. The record is from RefSeq and is a predicted model, not a curated record. NCBI's taxonomy places the organism in Eukaryota, Oomycota, Saprolegniomycetes, Saprolegniales, Verrucalvaceae. The coding region runs from base 1 to 180 and encodes 59 amino acids. The transcript has a single exon.